GCCGCCAUUACAGCCUCCUUCUCCUCCUCUCCGACCGUCCCUUCCCUCAUCCUUCCUUGCUGACAGAAGAAGGCAGGCCUCUCUUCCUUCCCGGCAUCCUCCGCGCCAAGGAGGCCAUUCCAGGCCGGCUGUCGCUGCUGCUGCUGCUGCUGCUGCUGCUGCCGCCGCCGCCGCCACCUUCGCCAUGGCCGCCUAUAGCAAGUUCCUGACGGCUCGCUCCUCGGCCAUGGCUGGGGCCACCACCGCCGCCGCCUGCCUGGUCCUCUGCCUGCUCAGCAAACGGAGGAAGGCGGCUGCAGCCCUGAACCAAGGAAAGAAAAGUGAUAAAACGUUAUCCGGCAAUGAGAAAGAAGUCAAAAAAGAGCGAGCUGUAGUAGACAGAGUUUUUUUUGCAAGACUAUCUCAGAUCCUGAAAAUUAUGGUCCCCAGAACAUUUUGUAAAGAGACAGGUUAUUUGGUGCUUAUUGCCAUGAUGUUGAUACUUCGGACAUAUUGUGACAUUUGGAUGAUUCAUAAUGGAACAGUUAUUGAGAGUGCAAUCGUAAGCAGGGAUCUGUCGCUAUUCAAGAAAUUCUUUAUUAAAUUUGUAGUUUCCAUUCCACUGAUUUCCCUGGUGAAUAGCUUCUUGAAGUAUGGGCUAAAUGAGCUUAAGUUGUGCUUCCGUGUGCGACUGACCAAGUACCUUUAUGAUCAAUAUCUUCAGACUUACACUUACUACAAAAUGGGGAAUCUAGACAACAGGAUAGGAAAUCCUGAUCAGCUGCUUACGCAAGAUGUAGAAAAGUUUUGUAAUAGUGUGGUAGACCUAUAUUCAAACCUUAGCAAGCCAUUUUUGGAUAUUGUUCUAUAUAUCUUCAAGCUAACAAGUGCAAUAGGAGCCCAGGGUCCUGCUUCUAUGAUGGCCUACUUGAUUUUUUCAGGCUUUUUCCUUACCCGCUUAAGAAGACCCAUUGGUAAAAUGACUAUCACAGAGCAAAAAUAUGAAGGAGAGUAUAGAUUUGUCAAUUCGCGGCUCAUUACAAACAGUGAAGAAAUUGCUUUUUAUAAUGGAAAUCAAAGGGAAAAGCAGACAAUUCACAAAGCCUUCCGCAAACUGGUCGAGCACUUGCAUAAUUUCAUUUUGUUCCGGUUUACUAUGGGCUUUAUAGAUACCAUUGUUGCCAAAUAUCUUGCUACUGUAGUUGGCUAUCUGGUUGUUAGCCGUCCAUUCUUGAAUUUAGCUCAUCCACGCCAUCAGAACAGUACACAUGCAGAACUAUUGGAGGAUUACUACCAAAGUGGAAGAAUGUUGCUGAGAAUGUCUCAAGCUCUUGGCAGGAUAGUUCUAGCAGGUCGUGAGAUGACACGAUUGGCAGGUUUCACAGCUCGAAUUACAGAAUUAAUGCAAGUUCUGAAAGAAUUAAAUAGUGGCAAAUACCAACGGACCAUGCUAUCACAAGAGAAAGAUUCAGAUUUAGAGCAAGAUAUCCCACUGAUUCCUGGAGCUGGAAGAAUUGUCAUAGCAGAUAAUAUUAUCAAGUUUGACCAUGUCCCAUUGGCAACACCAAAUGGUGAUAUCUUGAUAAGAGAUCUCAACUUUGAGGUACAAUCUGGUGCAAAUGUUCUGAUUUGUGGGCCAAAUGGUUGUGGAAAGAGUUCACUCUUCCGUGUCCUUGGUGAGUUGUGGCCUCUGUUUGGUGGCUGUCUGACUAAACCUGAGAGAGGAAAGUUGUUUUAUGUUCCCCAGAGGCCAUAUAUGACUCUUGGAACUCUCAGAGACCAAGUAAUCUAUCCAGACACUGUAGAAGACCAGAGAAGAAAAGGGAUCUCUGACCAGGUGUUAAAGGAAUAUUUAGACAAUGUCCAAUUGGGUCAGAUCCUGGAACGUGAAGGAGGCUGGGAUAGUGUUCAGGACUGGAUGGAUGUUCUCAGUGGAGGAGAAAAACAGAGAAUGGCAAUGGCCAGACUGUUUUACCACAAACCCCAGUUCGCCAUUUUGGAUGAAUGUACUAGUGCCGUUAGCGUUGACGUGGAAGGCUAUAUCUACAGCCACUGUCGGAAAGUCGGUAUCACUCUUUUCACUGUAUCUCACAGAAAGUCCCUCUGGACACACCAUGAUUUUUAUCUUCACAUGGAUGGAAGAGGAAAUUAUGAAUUCAAGAAGAUCACUGAAGACACAGUAGAAUUUGGUUCUUAAAUCAACCCCCCCCCCCCAAAUCUACAGCCUCUUUCGGUAAUUGAUAACAGCCCAGAGCAUAGAAAGACAAAGCACACUAUAAUUUAACAAAGCUACUUGACUUACUCUUUUAAUUCAAUUACUAUGGGUAGGUUAAUAUGAUGUCCAAAAGAAGCUGUCAGUUCAUUUAUAUUUAUGUAGGAAAUGACUAAUUUGUGUAUAUGUUGGUUUAAUUAUUACUACAUACUAAGAAUAUCCUUAUUCUUGUGGUUUUUUUUUAAAAAAGAAAACCUGCCUAAAUUAAAUUGGGCUUAAAUCACUGUAACAUUGAUUCAUCCUGGGAUGUAAACAUGCUGAAGUCAAUUAAUUUGACUUCUGUUUGUCUUGCACUUAUUCUGGGGAAGAGCCUUUAUUAAUGUUAGGAUUGCUACCUCCUCUGGGCCAAGCACGGUAGACAUGAAAUUUCUGUAUCAUAUCCUGGUGUGGCAACUAUAUUCAAUAUCAUUAUUCUUUUCAGGGUGAUACAAGUCUCUUCUGUUAUAGCACUGCACCAAGGCAGUGAGCAUUUUCUUUCAUCCAAGGUUGUGGCAGGGCUCUGCCUGCAGCCAGGCUGGGUUUAGGAGACAAAAGAGUUCUAGGCCUAACAGCUGAAGAGGUGAAUUCAUACUGUUCUCUUUUCCACAGCUUCCCGCUGCUUUUUCAGUGGUAUCCUUCCAUUCCCCCCAUCAAGAUAAACAAAAAUAAAAUAGUGCAGGUUCCAUUUUGACCUUGAAGCCCAGCUUUAGGAGGACAGAUGCAGUGGAAUGUGGAAGAUGGGAAAGUUUAAAGAACAAAGAGAAAUACAUGUUCUCCAUUUCAGAAUGGAGAUAAUAGAAUUUAGAAAGUGUUGCCUCCAUUUGCUGGCUCUGGGAAACUGUGUACCCGACUUCUAAAUAAAAUGCCAUGAGUAGUCACAAUACAGUACAGAGAUUCAGAUUUCUCAAAGCCAGAAUUUUAAAAAAAUAUUGUAAAGUCUAACUCAUAACUGUUCAGAGCCUUUCAAAACUGAUUUUUUUAAAUAUUAUUUGUUUUGGAACUUGAGUGGUUUUUAUGUGCUUCCCAUGAAUGACUUCCAUAAAAAUUACUUAAUGCUUACCCACAUAUGAGCAUUAUCCCCGUGAGGUGGCUGCACAUUUGUAUCUGUUGGCAAUGACCAAAUAAAUAAAGCAAAGGAGUUUUAAAAUUAUUUCAAGUGGAAGCCAAUAUGGCUGACCCAUGAUGAUAUGGUAAUAUUGCCAAGAUUAGUCUCAUAGAUGGGACUGAGAACAAAGUGGUUGGCUAAUCUGGACAUAUACAAAGCUGCCAUAAUAAUACUUAAAAGCACUUCAGCACAGCAGAGCUCUGGGCACAUGGUUUUGCCCUUAUACUAUAGAAAUGCACUAUAUGAAGGCAUGCACUACAUAUGCAAAUAAAUGUGAUCAGUCUCUUUCUUUUGUUUUGGUGUAAAAUUGGUAUGCUUUCUCAGUUAUCAUUCAGUCAUGAAUUGUGCCCCCUUUUGACAAAAGGCUUGCUACGUAUCAAACCGCCAGGUGACAAAUUAAUUUGUUCUUGAAUUACUCACAAGAGAACAGUUAGAAGUGUUUUUAUAAGUGCCAUGAGUUUUAUACAAGUAAUCCACAGAGAGCCAUAACAGGAUUAAUUAACAGUAAUACUUAAAAGUGAUUUAACAUUGGACUUUUUGUUGUCCCUUCAUGUUUUUCAUACUUAAUGUGGCAAUCAGGUGCCCUUCUGCAUCUGUUGUUUUUUAAAAAAGCAAUUUCAAACAUUGAUUCUGGAAUUGCUUGAGUCAGCCAACAUACACUGCAGUGGGUUAAUACAUCAGGACUAUAUCAUAAAAUCAGAUAUUAAACAGCUAUCACAGAUAGUUUGGUUGGCAUAGUAAUUACAGAUUAUAGAUUGGUUGGCAACCUGAUUUCAGAUGUACAUGCAGUUGUUCUGUAAACCAGGUUUCUGCGUUACCAGUGAACAAUUUUUUUUAAUGUAAUCCUUUUCUUUGAGAUUAACUAUUCUGUAGUGGCUGUUCUAGAGAGGCUGGCUUUCUCAGACACAACUGUUCUUAAAAAUAGCCGUAAUUUUUUUAGAGUGGUAAAUGCUGCUUUUUAAAUAUUUGUAUUCUUUUUCAGAAAGGUCUGCACUAAAAUUGAUAGGCGCAGACUUGAGGUUUUUAAAAGAAUGUUGUAUUUUUGUCACUAACUGGAAAGCACCUGUUGUUUAUAUAGCAUCUUUUGCAGAAGCCCAGAUGUGUUGCAGUUCUGGUUAAUAAGAAUGAUGAGUAUGAACUCUGUUAAUUUUUGUCAAGUAGCACAGAUUAACUUCAGUAGCCAUUAGCCAAUGGAACUAAUCUGUUGACCACAGCAGUGGAUAAGAAGCCAAGAAGAACUUGGUGUUCAGAAAAUGCCUGGCCUUUAUAACAUCUCAUGUUCCCAUAGCCAUACUUUCAUUAAGAGUGUAUCAAAACACCUCCCCAGUGGAGGAAGCCUAUUUGAAGUGGAGCAGUGUUUAAGGGAAGUGACAUUUUUCCAAAUGUCAUGCAAAACAAUCCAGAAAUAUGGUGCAGCUGUGAAUUUGUACUAUGAUCUUGUAUGCUGAUUGCUAUUCUUAUGAAUGCUUAAACUGGAUGUUUUGGCAUGAUGGGAAAGUCAGCAAGAAUGGUUGAUCCUCAUGUUGCAUGAUUCAUCUUCAUGUUUGGCCUGGUGGUAUUUGGAACUCCACUGAUCACAGAUGGCUCCUACAUCAGUGGGAACUGAUUGCUGUCCUUUAAUAUUUUGUAGCUUUUAUGGCGCUUUGGGAGGAAAGGCGCUAUAUAAAUGUAUUUUUUUCUAUAUAUAUAAGUGCCUCUGGAAUAAUAAAUCUGAGAUAAACAGA
This is a messenger RNA of Sceloporus undulatus (fence lizard), 5059 nucleotides long. It is a transcript of the gene ABCD3, whose product is annotated as ATP binding cassette subfamily D member 3. Lineage: Eukaryota; Metazoa; Chordata; Lepidosauria; Squamata; Phrynosomatidae. Gene Ontology annotation, cellular component: peroxisome; peroxisomal membrane. The transcript has 23 exons. Gene Ontology annotation, biological process: peroxisome organization; long-chain fatty acid import into peroxisome; fatty acid beta-oxidation. Bases 185 to 2176 code for a protein of 663 amino acids. The record is from RefSeq and is a predicted model, not a curated record. Gene Ontology annotation, molecular function: long-chain fatty acid transmembrane transporter activity; ABC-type transporter activity; ATP hydrolysis activity.